Molecule: messenger RNA, 2347 nt
Organism: Zea mays
Lineage: Eukaryota; Viridiplantae; Streptophyta; Magnoliopsida; Poales; Poaceae
Exons: 2
Coding region: 212-1783 (523 amino acids)
Molecular function (GO): protein binding
Source: RefSeq, marked validated
GCAGCACUAGCACUGGUACCAGCAACCUUCACGAGCUGCGUGGUGAGGUUGACCAGGACUCCUUCCGGAUCCUGAAAUAAGGCCACCGCUCGUUUCCUCUCCACCUCCCUCCUCCUUCACUCCCUCCCCUUGCGUUUAGCCUCCCGCUGUUGUGGAGCCGCGGGCCAUUCCCAACCAUCGUUGCGGUGGUGGCCGGUAUUGGCCGAGACCCAUGGGCAUCCAGGUCGCGGCGGUCGUGAUCCCGCCGCCCUGCUCUUCUCCUUCCUCCUCCUCCUCCUCUCCGGCGUCGCCUUCGUCCUCGGCCAUUGCCACGUCGCCGCAGCAUGCCGUUCUUGGCGCCAGGCUGGCGAGGAGCCAGUCGUCGCUGGCUUGCUGGAACGCCGCCGGUCUCGGCCGGCGGCGCGGCGGGGAGCACACGAUCAGGCGCGCUCUCAGCGCGAGCAUCGACAGCGUCGGGAGCGACGGCGGGGACGACGAGGAGUUCUCGAGGAGGAUCCAGGAGCUCGCGGUGGGUCAGCACCCGGGCGCCGGCGGCUGCGGGUGGCCGGCGAGCGUGGAGCGGAGCGCGAGCAGCGUCGGGCUGCCGCUGUCCCUGCGGAUGCUCAAACGGAGGAAGCAGCAGCAGCUGGAGCAGGGGCGGUGGGACGAGCGGCUGGUCGACAGCGCCGGCGAGUCCGCGCGCGCCGCGGUGGGGCGCGCCUUCUCCUCGAUGGUGCUCAUCAUCCGGGAGCUCCAGAGCUUCACGCUGCAGAUGCGGGAGACGCUCUUGUACGAGGACCUGCAGGGCGUCCUGGCGCGCGUCCACGCCGAGAUGCACGCCUCCUUCGUCUGGCUCUUCCAGCACAUCUUCUCCGGCACCCCGGCCCUUAUGGUCUCCCUCAUGCUGCUCCUCGCCAACUUCACCGUCUACUCCAUGGGCGACAGCGUCGCGGCCGCUGCCAGCCUCCUCCCACCGCACGCAGCCGUGGCGGCUGUGGAGAUGGUGGACACCCAGCAACCGGAGCAAUCCCAUUCCCAGCAGCAGCGGUUCGACACCCCCGCGCUCAAGACGUUCUCCACUGGCCGCACGGCCUCGGUGGGCGGAAACGGCGGCGGGGGCGGCAAGGUGCGGCCGGUUGCCGGCGCCACGGGCGACGGCCAGUCGGACGAGUCGUCGUCGUACCGACAAAGCGGAGCUGUGCUGCCGCAGGACGUGUCGCAGGCGACGCCCCUGGGCGCGGGCGCGGGCGCGGGGUCGGAGGCGUCCGUGUCCGACUCAAUGGCCGUGGAGGAGGCACAGCAGACUGUACAGGACGAGCUGGUCAUCUGGAAACGGAUAUCCGACGAAGCCAUCAGGAUGCAGGCGAGCGUGCGUGCAGAGGAGCUGAUGGACCCGGAAAUCCUGGAGCAGCUCGUCGCGCCCGUGGAGGCACCGAAGCCAGACGUGGCCUAUCCGUCGGAGGAGCACGUGGCCACGGCGCAGAGAUACGAGCAGGCCGUGUCCGAGGAGCCCAACAGCUCGCUGCUCCUGGCGAACUUUGCGCAGUUCCUGUACCAGGUGCAGGGCGACCUCGACAGGGCGGAGCACUUCUUCAGGAGGGCGGUGCGCGCGGAGCCGGCGGACGCGGAGGCGCUGGGGCGGUACGCGGCGUUCCUGUGGCAGGCGCGCAACGACCUCGCGGCCGCGGAGGAGACGUACCAGGAGGCCAUCGCCGCCGACCCCGGCAACGCGCACCACGCGGCAGCCUACGCGCACUUCCUGUGGAACACGGGCGGUGAGGACACAUGCUACCCGCUCGACUGAUGCAUGCGACGCCGCUACCGUCCAGCACAGUUCAUCGGUGCCUCCCAUAGAAAAAACUGAAACAAAAAAGAAAGAGAAAAGAACACUCCGCCGCUCCACUGCCUCGGCAAGUCCACGCUCUUUCUCACGGCAUGUGCUUGAGCGGCCACCCGGGGCAGCAGUACUAGACUACAAGUGAAGCUGAAGCUUAUACACUUCGCGUUACAGGAACCGUUGGUUCGCUUUAGUGUCUAGUCUAGGCAUGUUCUUUCUCUUCCCUGUGGUUGCUCGUUCUGGGCAAUGGCCGACGGAAAUCCGCGGCUCGCUGCUGCUUCCCGAUCCGGAAACCCGGCGACUGCGAGUUGAGAGCCCGGCCGGGAACGGCGGCAACGCUCGGUUGUCGGUGGGCCCGUCUGUCCACUUGGCGUCGCAUGGAUGUUUUCUACUGGCACUUUUGCACGGUAUGCCGCUUUGUUCAGUGGAGCAGAAAAGUAUAUAUAUAUAUACUUAUAUACUAGCAGCAAAUUGCUUCUUGUAAAUGUGCAGAUCAAUAAACUCUAUAAGAAGCCCUCCAUUUUUUUUUCA